AUGAUUUUUCUUAUCUCUAAAAUUUCCUUCUGCCAGAAGAAGACAAUUAUCCCUUCGCAGUGUGCCCUUCUUCACGUGCCGGCUUUCGCUGCCUCCAGUCUGGUGCCCUCGUCUCCGACCAGGGCCAAGGCAAGUGAUUCGUCGCCGCCCUACCUGCUGUUGAGGGAGAGGGCCAGUUGCAUCGCCGUUGCGUCACCCUUCUCCGGCAUGUUGGGGUCGUUGAUUCGACGCUCCACCUCUGUCCUUGUGCCGGACAUCGUCACCGCCGACGCCCUGGUCUCGCGCGACAAGAAGGUCACCGCCUGCAAGGAUAUCAAGGCAAGGUUCGAGGAGAGGUUCAAGACUGGCAAGAACCGCUGGUUUUUCUCGAAGCUCAGGUUCUAA
This is a messenger RNA of Striga hermonthica, 384 nucleotides long. The record is from the annotation of a GenBank genome assembly. NCBI's taxonomy places the organism in Eukaryota, Viridiplantae, Streptophyta, Magnoliopsida, Lamiales, Orobanchaceae.